Molecule: messenger RNA, 1144 nt
Organism: Cotesia glomerata
Lineage: Eukaryota; Metazoa; Arthropoda; Insecta; Hymenoptera; Braconidae
Product: gustatory receptor for sugar taste 43a-like
Exons: 4
Coding region: 265-885 (206 amino acids)
Biological process (GO): sensory perception of taste
Cellular component (GO): axon; neuronal cell body; membrane
Source: RefSeq, a predicted model, not a curated record
AUAAAACUUAUUACGAAUAUUUUAAAAGCCGAUGAAACACUUAAAAAUUUGGGAAUCAAAAUAAACAUUCAGGGAGAAUUUUGUUUUGCUUUAAAAGUAGCUGUUUUUUGGAUUUUUUAUAAUGUGCUUACCUGUACGCUUGUAACUCUUUACGAUUUCAAAAACCUUGGAAAAAUAAUUAAAAUAGUAGUCAUUGUUAUUGUAUACCAUGGAUUUUAUGUAAAUUUGCUAAUCAUUCUAAAAUUUUUUCUGCUGAUCAAGCACAUGAGAUUGCGGCUUAAAGAUAUAAAUAAAGUACUGAAAAAUUUUCUAAGAUCACACACCAAAAAUAUUACGCAAAAAGGAACAAAUGAUAGAUGGGCAACUUCCGUUCGAAAAAAUAUGGGGUUAGAUUUUCUUUGUAACGUCAGACGCAUACAUUUGGAGUUGGGAGUACUGUGCCGUAAAACAACAACAGUUUACGGUACCCCACUUGCUUUUACGACAAUUGGACUCUUUGUUCACAUUAUUAGUUCAUUAUACUGCAUAUAUUUACGAUUAAUAAAUCCAAAUUUAGAAAUUUAUUAUAAAAUUCGUUCCGUAUUAAUAACUUUGACUUGGAUAGUGCCUUUCGGUUUAAGCUUCUUCAGUGUUAAUUAUAUAUGUAAGGAGACCGUAAACGAGUGGAAGCAAACUGGAAUAAUACUUGAUGAAUUAGAUCUUGAGUCCAAAAAUACUGAGAUCCAGACAGAAAUACGCAACUUUUCGGCUCAAGUACAAAGAAACACUUUAAAGUUUUCACCAUGUGGAUUUUUCGACCUCGACUUUUACUUCGUUAGAGAUUUUACUGCAGCGGUGGCUACGUACUUAGUUAUAAUGCUCCAAACCUACCCAAGUGACAACUGAGCUCCCACAAAAACCGUCAAAAUAGGCAAUCGCAUAUAUAGUGAGUGACUUUACGCGUUUUGUCAGUGAACUAAAUAUAAUUAAUCAUUAAUUAAAAAGCAAUUAGUAUUUCCCCUGUUUUUUCUAAAAUAAUAUUAAUUUAAAUUAAAUACACAUUUUUUAUGAAUACACCGCUUUAAUUAAGGUAUUUGUCGUGAAGUAAUCACUGUUUGUCACGUAUUAUCAAAAGAAUUAUUUUUAAUAGUUUGAAAUGUUUGUA